Messenger RNA from Symbiodinium natans, 3285 nucleotides. NCBI's taxonomy places the organism in Eukaryota, Dinophyceae, Suessiales, Symbiodiniaceae. The record is from the annotation of a GenBank genome assembly.
AUGAAGCUCGCGGCCAGUCAGACGCUUUACAACGUUUUGGGUGUGAGCCGACAGGCUGACAAUGCCCAGAUUCGACAAGCAUACCGACAUCUAGCACUGGCCACACAUCCGGACAAAGGUGGAAGCGCAGAUGAAUUUCUCAAGGUCGUUGAGGCAUUCGAGGUCCUGUCAGACGCGCAAAAGCGUGCAACCUACGACGAGGAUCUGCAAAGGACUGGAAGUCAAGAUGGACGUGGUGAUCAGUCAGCAGCCGAGCGGAGGCGGGAAGCAGAGGCGGCACAAUCAGCUCAAGCAGAUGCCUUCGGACUCCCGGACCUGGGUAAAACCGAUCCGGACCAGAAGCCCUGCGAAGGCUGGGGCGUCACGGAGGAGACAAAGCGGGCCAAGGCCUUGUGGUUAGAGCUUCUGGAGGAAUCACGGGAGAAGAGGGCUGAGAGAGUGCUGGAGCUUUCGUGCCGGGCAGCGGAGGUGCUGUUGGCCUACGCCCGCUCCAAUGCUUGCCUGGGAGGCGCUCCAAUGGUGGGGCUGGACGCCGGCAGCGCCAUGAUGGUCACGGAGGUCGUCGACGAUGUGCGCGCCAAAGGCGUGGUGCUGACCGAGGACGAAGGCUGCGGCAGCUCUUUGCUUGCCAUGUCCGGGGCGGGCCCGGACAGUGCAGCCGACAUGACCUCAGCUCCACGGGAUGCGGAGCCUGAGCCUCACCCUGCGAAGCGCAGGCGCAGGGACACGGAAGCAGCCCCGCUUCCCGGUGCCGGUGGCUCCCGAGCCUGGAUUUCUCUGGGGCGGCUGAAGAUCUGCACCGGCGCCUCUGGAGAUGUGGCGGAAGCCAUCAACUGGCACAUCCUCCUGGUCAGAGUCAAGCAGCUGUUCAACGAGCUCACGGCUCGUGGGCAGCCCUUCUCAUCUGCAGCUCGCCGAGCCGUGUCAUCGGCUCUGGCGGAGAGGGACGCUGAAGGUGGCGGGACGGACCCCCGGCUUCGUUUCAUCACCGAGUGCUCCACAGGAAGUGACCAAGUGCUGUUUACUCCGGUGACUUGGGACUUGGAAACCGCCCUGCGCCAGAAUGAGGAGCUUUCGGCCUUACUUGCCGCAUCCGCGUCACGCGCGGAGCUCCUGGCGGCCAUCCAGCGAAUGACCGUGGCCUCGAAGGCAGCUGAAGAGGAGCAGAGAGCCCUCGCGGACUGUCUGGAGCAGCAUCUGCGCCACUUCCAACGCCAGCUCCGCUGGCGUGGCGGGGCGCGGCCCAGGGGUGUGAACGCGAACAUUUGCCGCGUGGUGGGGCCCAGCUACCUGGGGGACCGAGGUCAGCCAGAGAAGGAGAGCAAGCGACAAGCGUUUGCGUACGCAGAGCUGUGGCACCAACGAAAAGGCGCUUCAGAGCCCGAGCAGUUGGAGCCCCUUUGCCGCGGGCCGCGCCGGCGUCGCGCAGAGGAGGCGAUGAAAGAUCUUCGGGCAUUGCAGGUGGCACAAUCGGCCGGCGGCGACGCAGCCGCAAAGGCAGAAGCCCGCAAGCUCUUUGAGGAAGCCAUGCGGGCCUCGCUGUCCGUACCGACCCGUGUCUCUUUCUAUUGCAAGAAAGACGAUGCCAUCGUGCAGUAUGGGUGCGCAGUUGAUAUUCUACAACUGUAUGGUGCAUGUGAUUUGUUCAUUGCGCAGCGGCGAGGCUGGGAGAAGGAGAAGUUUGAACCUGUCGAGAAGGAAUUGACAGCAAAGCGCCACGUGCAGGGCCCUUGGACACCCGAAUUCGAAGCACUUUCCGAGCAGAAGCCAGGUCACGAUCCCGAAAGCCACCUGCUAUGCUGCUUUGCACAACCGAAUCAUGCCCCUGACGUGCGCGCAUGGCCGCAGAGUCGCACGGGCAAAGGACAAUCCGCAUCUGAUGGUGCAGUGCGUGAAGGGCUUACGCCUGCCUUUUCUGCAUGUGCGACGGACAGCACGCAGAAUCGAUGGAGAGAUCCUCUGGAAGAGGUUGGGGCCAUUAUCAUGUUCUUCGCUGCCCGCAUGUGUCACAUCGCAUUUGUGACAUCCAUCGACGCUCGGCGCCUGGAAGAGGAGCGCUUCGCCAUUUUGCCCAGCAACUUCAUGGCCCGCCUAGGUGUGGUACUCCUCCCCUACGACCAGUUCCGUGAAACCGGCAAAGCAGAUUACACGGCCUUCAUGAAGACUCAUCCCGAGACCAUCUCUGAAACAUUUGGCGAUGAGGGCACGUCCGAGGGCCAGAUGGUGAAAGCGAUUGUUCUUCCCAGCUGCAUUAUCAUGGCAAUCGGUGGAAUCAUGAUGCGCUGCGGCGGCUCCUCUAUGAUUGGCUAUGCCUUCCAUGCUGCUCGUGGAUUGUUGACCCCUUUCGGCCUCCUCAUGGUCCUCCAGACGCCAGUGGUCAGCGGCGCCAAAGGUGGAAACAAGGACAUUCGAGCUGGCAAGAAAGUGUCUUCCGUUGAGCUGCUGUAUCAGAUGAACUGGGUGAUGUUGCACAUGAUCGGCUUCUUCGCCUUCUUGGGCCCGGCCGUCCUGAUUGAGCUCCCGGUGGCCAUCUAUGAGAUCACCACCGGGGCAGAUGGCCUCGGUUCCAUGGACGAGGGCAUCAUGGUGAAGCACUAUCGCAUGGUUCUCGCGGUGAUGCGCGUGUUGUGCGCCGUUCUGCUGGUCUUCGCGGCGCCCUUCCUGGCGACCGCCGAGACGAAGAAUCCGAAUACCCUUGGAGCCCUCAAGUGGCGUGCAGAGUUCACGGUCGGCGAGUUCGGCGCCACACAAAUGUACUUCAAUGCCUUGAGCGUUUUCUUCCAACCAGGAGUGGGCCCCUACAGCUGGCUGGAUCUCACCCUCCUUGGCCUUCUGAGUCUCGAAGCCUUCCGCAUCUUCUUCGUGCAUGGUGUGUUUUGGUUGGUGGUCAUGAAACGGUGGGACUCUAUCGACUGGUCAGCAGAGAUGAAGAGGAGGGUCCCUGCACAGGGUCCCGUCAUGCAGGGCCUGCGGACACUCACUGGCGACGAGCUAACCCACAUGCAUGCCGUGCAGGCUGGCGUGCCGGAUUUCUCAGAAUGGAUCAUCAAGGCGUCCAAGUACCUGCCAGCGAGUAUGGUUGCGACAGGCUGCAAGUACGACAAGUUCAGGCUGCUAGUUGUGAAGCCUGACAACUAUGAGAACUUUAGGGCCAUGGAAUUCCACGAACUCAGCGCAGACGACCUGAACGAAUGGAACAAGGAUCUGUGCCGGGUGAGCAAAGCCUUCGAAUCCACCGACACCAUCUUCUUCCCGUAUGGAUUGUACAAGAUGGCAGGGCGCUGA